Ananas comosus (pineapple) is the source of this 1429-nucleotide messenger RNA. RefSeq names its product chitin elicitor-binding protein-like. The record is from RefSeq and is a predicted model, not a curated record. The coding region runs from base 107 to 1213 and encodes 368 amino acids. Lineage: Eukaryota; Viridiplantae; Streptophyta; Magnoliopsida; Poales; Bromeliaceae. The transcript is spliced from 5 exons.
ACGAUCCUUUCCUCGUCCUCAUAAUAUUCUCUUCCCACUUCCCACUCUCACUCUUACUCUCUCUCUCUCUCUCUCUAUUCCUCUAAUAAAAGUGAAGCAAUAAAAGAUGACGAGCUCCCUCCACCCUCUCCUCCUCCAACUUCUCCUUCUCCUCCCUUUGUCUCCUCCUCCCUCGGCCUCCGCCGCGCGAUUCGCGUGCGGCGGCGGCACGUGCCAGUCGCUGCUCGGCUACGCUCCCCCGAACGCCACCACGCUCGCGGAGGUGAAGUCGCUGUUCCAGCUCCGGUCCCUCCGCGGCUCCCUCCUCGCCCCCAACUCUCUCCCCCUCUCCACCCCCUCCUCCCUCCCCCUCCCCCUCCCCGCCGCCUCCCUCCUCCGCCUCCGCCUCCCCUGCUCCUGCUCCCGCGGCGUCGGCGCCUCCUUCCGCCGCCCCCUCUACAUGGUCAAGGCCGGCGACACCCUCGACGCCAUUGCGCGGGGGACCUUCGCCGGGUUUGUUACCUCCGGCGAGAUUGCGGCGGCGAACAAUCUGUCGGACCCGAACCGCGUCGCCGUGGGGCAGCAGCUGUAUGUGCCGUUGCCGUGCAGCUGCGACGCCGUCGGCGGCGAGGAGGUGGUGCACUACGCCCACGCGGUGGCGGCGGGGAGCUCCGUCGCGAGGAUCGCCGCGGAGUUCGGGACGACGGAGGAGACUCUGAUGAGGCUGAACGGGAUCAAGGAUCCCAACGGCCUGCAGGCCGGCCAAAUUCUUGAUGUCCCGCUGCGAGCUUGUUCCUCAUCAAUAAGCAGCACUUCUAUCGACCGCAAUCUUCGUGUCCCAAACGGUAGCUACAUUCUUACUGCCAACAACUGUGUCCUCUGCAGCUGCAGUUCCUCCUCAUGGCAGCUCGAUUGCCAUCCUACACAGGGGAUAAGCUCGUCAACUUGUCCCGCCGCAAUGUGCGGGAACAUGUACCUCGGCAAUACAUCAUCCAGCUCACCCUGCGAACGCGCAACAUGCGCAUAUACGGGCUACACGAAUAAGACCUCCUCCUUCGCCAUCCUCACGAAUCUGACCAUCCAGUCCUUGUGCAACACUAGCGGAGCACCGCCGCUGUCGCAGCCUACCAGUGGCGCAGCAUUAAGGCUGGGAUUGCAGGGCGUGAAGUUGACGGAGCUUCUCAUUUUCUUUCACAUUGCUUUGCUGUGUCUUGCUUUUCUAAGUCGAUGUUAGGAGGAGUCGAUUUUUUGUCGAUGUGGGUCACUUUUCUUGUGUUGUGGCACCAAUUGAGUAGAGACUAAUAACUAGCUGUGCUGAAACCAGACUGCUAUCAUGAGAGGACUCUAAAACUGUUUAUAUGAGAAGGUAGUUUUGGAUUUAGAAUGUAACUCUCUGGUUUAAUGAUUCAAACUAUUAGACCAUUUUGAAAUAGGCCAUGCUGAUUGCUCU